This is a messenger RNA of Gracilinanus agilis (Agile Gracile Mouse Opossum), 1581 nucleotides long. RefSeq names its product centromere protein T (gene CENPT). The coding region runs from base 1 to 1581 and encodes 526 amino acids. Gene Ontology annotation, cellular component: kinetochore. Lineage: Eukaryota; Metazoa; Chordata; Mammalia; Didelphimorphia; Didelphidae. Gene Ontology annotation, molecular function: DNA binding; protein heterodimerization activity. Gene Ontology annotation, biological process: mitotic cell cycle; chromosome segregation; kinetochore assembly. The record is from RefSeq and is a predicted model, not a curated record. The transcript is spliced from 12 exons.
AUGGCCGGCCCAAGGGCUCCACAGUUCCCCUGGCCCCACGUACUUCUCCAGGGCCCUAACAUGGAUUGGCCCUAUGGGGCCCCGUCCCACCCCACCCCACAGACUGCACCUAUUCAGCCAAAGGACAUUGGAGCUCAUGAUCAGAAAUUUGUUGAGCACUAUGACCUCUUGGAAGAAGGCACACCCAGGAUUCUUCUGAAGAAAAUCCUACAGACUGCUUCAGAAGCCUCUGUCCUGGUACCAGUGCUAAUGAAUUCACAGGAGCCAGAACCUGUUAAGUUGCAGGAGGAAAGCAAGUGGAACAGCUUGGAACUGCAGCUUCCUGAGCCAGAGCCCUCUGUCAGUUUAGCUCCAGAGCUACUGGUUCAUAGUAGGAGAAAGCGUUGCCUUAGAGUGUCUGAGUUUGAACAGGAAGUGGAUCAAGGACUUGCUGUUUCUUCAGGUGAGAGAGCUUCAGCCAACAAGUCCUCGAUGACCAGGUCCUUUAAUCUGACCUUGGCCACAGUUAUGCCCCCUGAAUCUGUAGAGAGGCCUGGCUUGGCCAGAAGGCCGCAGACCCGUAAGAAAGUUGACAUGGAGGCAUUUGAACACAGACUGAAGGACAUCCCACUGACUCUUCUCCCAGAUCGUCAUUCUAAUCACAGCACCAUGCCUGUGGAUGGGGCUAGGUCCUUCCAGUCAAGUCCUUACUCCUUGGGCUUUAGGAGAAGCUUGACCAAGGACCAGCAGCUGAGGGCCACAACCCAUCGGGCUAAUCAAAGAAAGAAGAAGGGUAUUGGGAUCCUGGGGGGCGCGGGUUCUAGGAGAGCAAUCAAGUCUUGGCCAAAAAGCCCCCUCCAAAACUAUCCUCUCUCUGAGACCAACUCCAGGUCUACUAAAAGACAAGCCAGACCUUGGACAGGAAGGCCAAGUCAAAGCAGCUACCUCUCUGCCUACUCUGUGCUUGCUACAAGCAACAUCUCCAGGGAAGCUGUAGCAAAGUCUGAUGUGGCAUAUCAGAUAGAAGAGGAAGGGGAGAGAUUAAUGGUGGAUCAAGCAGAAGAGUCUGAAGAGGACAUAGAAACCCCCCAAAGGGCUGCGGUCUCAGAACUUAGCAUGAAGACACCAGAAUUUCUCCAGGCCAAACGACAGCGUUCCUUUUCACAGCCUGCCUCCCUGGCACCUCCUAAUACUAAUACUGUCCUGUUGCCCUCCAAGGUUACCCAGGCUAAACAUGCCCCAAAGCGCUGUGCCACAGGUCCUAGGCAACCCCAUGAUCCAGACAAGGCCGGCUUGGACCAUUACUGUAAAGUCUUCAGCUACUAUGCCAAAAUGCCUAUGGAGAAGUCAGCUUCCAAGACCCUGGUGAAGUGUCUGGACCAGUAUUUCAGGACACUGUGCGAUGACCUAGAGACCUUCGCUCACCAUGCAGGCCGAAAAACCGUGCUGUUGGAUGACUUGGAGCUGUUGAUGAGGCGGCAGGGCCUGGUGACUGAUGAAGUUUCCCUUUAUGUACUUGUGGAGAGACACCUGCCCUUGGAGUACCGGAGGUUGCUUAUUCCUUGUGCAGCCAGCGGCAAUUCUGUCUUCCCUGCUGGGUAG